AUUCAAUAUGGCCGUGUAACCCCUCAAUGGUGUUUAUUCAUUUGAACAUGCGGUCAUCAUUAAACCGGGAUCACCCGACACUUGAGUGUGGCCACCUGACACACGAUACAAGAUGGAUGAGUACUGUCCAUUGUGUCGUAAAGUGGGUAGCUACAAAAAAAUAAGGGCUGUACAGUUGAAUUAUGUUGAGGCAGUUUGGCUGUGCGAAGAAGAAAAGUGCCCCUGGCCCUUCGGCUACGAGGAAUUCAGGUUCACUCCGAGGAGGAUCGAGGAACUAUCGACAAAAUACAUUCCAAGGACUGGAUCUUGUAAAAAUAAGGAAUCCACAUCGAUCUCCACUGAAUUGGGGGUCUACACACCUCCCGUGACUCCCAGCAACGAGAGCUCUUCCAAGGAUAGUGGAAAAAUCGAUAAUUUGAAUUCAUCAAGUCCAAUCACGUAUCCUUUCACCGGUAAAGUAAGCCCGAUCUAUAGGUCUGGAACAGUCCUCCCAAUUCAUUCGAUCAAAAACGAGAAUUGUCAGACGCUCAACGAGAACACCUCAGUCUCGAGUAUAUUUGAUAUUGAUAGUUCAGUUCCAGUGGGAAAAAUUGCAACUGUAACGAUCCAACAGGGGAGAGGAUCGCCCUCGUGCAAUGGUAAACCUAUAAAAAAAGAUCCUAAGCCUCGAAUUCUCAAGAGAAAAAUGAAACCUGUCCCUAUGAUUAGAUGUAUCGAGACUAUUCCCAACAAUUUAGUCAAGAUCGAAGUGAAAGAGGAGUUAUUACAUAAUUUAGAAAUGCCUGCAAUGGAAAUUAGUCCGUCAAAAGUUAAUUGUGAGAUUCCUAGAAGUGUAACGGCUACUCAAGGGACCAUGAUACUUCAAACUAGCAAUUUGGAAAAUUUUAAUUUAAUAUCUGACGUACCAAAGACGACUUCCAAAGUCUCAAACGAAAUUGAUGAAAAAAUUACUGUAAAAAAAAAUUACGAUUUUUCGGAUCAAAUAGCAGAGAACAAUACUCUGCAAUCGGAUAAUUACCUAGAACUAAUGAACUUAGAGGGAGGAAAUAGUGCCAUGGAUAAUUCUGGUCAAGGGAGCCUCAAUGGGAUUUUUGAGGAAUUAUUGAUGGAGAAUUGCCAAAAUGUGACUCAGGAAAUUGAUGACGACUGGCUCAAGUCAAUGCUGAUGUAAUUUAAAAGUUGAUCAAUUUUUUAUUGGAAAUUGGAAUACAGUAACUCAGGAAUCGCGAAGGAAUUAUCUUAAGUUUUUUUUCAUUCCUUCGUGAAUUUCUGCCCUACUAAAAUUGAGUUAGGUAAAUUGUACAAAAUGAGAGUGGGGCUCUCUGAGUGUUUCAGGGAAUAGAAAUCUAAGAAUUUUGUACACUGUAUUUUUCCAAUGAGACUAAUUCAGUGAGUGUGAGGAGAUUGAGUGCAUCAUUCAGCUUUCCACAAUUUUUAAUUACGAGCUUCAUUACUAUUUACAUCAAAUAUUUACAUGAGUAUUUUUAACCCACUCCACAGGCUUGAGAUCAGUAUUCAAUUCUAGUAAAUAGAUUAUCAGUUUACGAGAAAUUCUACUUUUCCGUAGUUGAAACGUGUGAGACGUGUGUAAAUAAAUAUUGUUAUGAAUUAUUUCGCCUUCACGAUCAGUCCUGCGGGGUUUUAUAUUUUUUCAAUAACAGAAAUUGAAAGAACUGAUAGAAAAAAUAAUCAAUUCUUAAUGUUAUCAACUAGUGAU
Molecule: messenger RNA, 1717 nt
Organism: Fopius arisanus
Lineage: Eukaryota; Metazoa; Arthropoda; Insecta; Hymenoptera; Braconidae
Product: SUMO-specific isopeptidase USPL1
Exons: 4
Coding region: 113-1171 (352 amino acids)
Source: RefSeq, a predicted model, not a curated record